Messenger RNA from Paramecium pentaurelia, 1188 nucleotides. The record is from the annotation of a GenBank genome assembly. NCBI's taxonomy places the organism in Eukaryota, Ciliophora, Oligohymenophorea, Peniculida, Parameciidae.
GAUGUAAAAACUAGUUAUCUUGGCAUUCAUAGUUGCAAUAACAGCUGCUAAGUUUGUUGACAUUCAUACAACAUUAGCUCAAAUUAAUGCUGACCCAUUUGGACAUGUUGUAUUGUCUGCAAUAAAGGCCCAUCUCCAAGCCUAGACCCCAGCUAAUGAAGUUAACAUGUUGUUAAAUGCUGUAGGUGCAGGCAUAGUUUAAGAUUAAAAUGAUCAUGAUCAUAAUUUUGAGUUGGAUACAACUACUAACAACAGAGUAAUGGUUUAUUAAAUAUUCAGAUAGUUGAGGACUUAGAGAAGGAAAUCUUGUAUCAUUAGAAUUAAAUAGCUGCAAACACAUAAUUGAGAGAUGACACAAUUGAAGCUCUUGCUGUUUCUGAAGAAGACAUUAGAGUUACAAUUCAAGAUAUUGCAAAUAAUGAAGUUACAUAAGCUAGAGAAGAGGCAACAAGAAAUCAACAACAUGAAACCUUCGUUUCUAAAGUUGCUGCUAUUGAUGAUGUGAUUGAUGCCAUUGAUGAUGCUGCCAAACUUAUCUAACAUUUAAGUUUAGGUGCCUCAUUUGCUUAAAUCAAAACCAAAUUUGACUCACUUCAAAAGAAGCUCUCUGAUAAUACAACACAUUCUGCUCUGUUAUAAGUAUUAUUUAAUUAUUAUUUUUUAGCCUGUCAUUGCAGCUUUGACAGAACUUGCUACUCAUGGAGUUAAUUAAAAAGCAUUAACAAAAAUUGCCCAACUUUUAAGUGAAAUCAGAUAACAAUUAGUCUAAGAAAAGACUGCCAAGACAGUAUAAUUAUGUUUUCUAUAAACUAUUUAAGGAUGUUGAAGAAAGAUAAGCAGCUCAUUGGGCUGAAUUUUCUGUUCAUUUGGCAAAUGAACAUACAAGAUUGGUUGAAAGAAAGGCCUAAUUGGAAGUAUAAAUCCAAGAACAAAAAGAUACUAUUGAAGAUGCCAUUUCAUGGAUUGAAUUUCAUUCAUUAGAAUUGGAAAAUAGUGAAGAAAGACUUGCUGGAUAAUAAGCAUGGUUUUCUGUCUAAUCAUAAAUAUAUGAAACUUAAACAGCUGAAAGGUAUCUCCAAUAUUCUAACAUGUAGAACUGCUUAAUAAGAAAUUGUUGACAGACUCUAAGAACACAUUAGCGAAAAAUUGUAAACCACUGCUUAAUUUAUUGCCAGCAGAAACUGAUUU